AGGGGCAGGCAGCACGCAGCGCUGACGGCAGGGCAUCAGCCCAGCAGCGGUCCCUGAGGUGAGUGCUGCUGUCCAGCCGGCCGGCACGGGAGCUCAGAGAGGAGGGCCUGGGAUCCUAAGGGAACGGCAGAGCUGGCCCACGAGCCAGGGCCACCAGAGGGCUGGAUGAGUGAGCGCCAGGUGUUCGAAGCCUCUGAGUUUGCCUUCCUCCUGGAAAACUGUAGCUCUUCCUAUGACUACGGAGAAAACGAGAGUGACUCCUGCUGCGCCUCCCCGCCCUGCCCGCAGGACUUCAGCCUGAACUUCGACCGCACCUUCCUGCCGGCGCUGUACAGCCUCCUCUUUGUGUUGGGGCUGCUGGGCAAUGGCGCGGUGGCGGCCGUGCUGCUGAGCCAGCGGGCAGCCCUGAGCAGCACCGACACCUUCCUGCUCCACCUGGCUGUGGCCGACGCGCUGCUGGUGCUGACCCUGCCCCUCUGGGCGGUGGACGCGUCCGUCCAGUGGGUCUUCGGAUCUGGCCUUUGCAAAGUGGCCGGUGCCCUCUUCAACAUCAACUUCUACGCGGGGGCCCUCCUGCUGGCCUGCAUCAGCUUUGACCGCUACCUGAGCAUCGUGCACGCCACCCAGCUGUACCGCCGGGGGCCCGGGGUCCGGGUGACCCUCACCUGUGUGGUUGUCUGGGGGCUCUGUCUGUUCUUUGCCAUCCCGGACUUCAUCUUCCUGUCGGCCAGCCGUGACGAGCGCCUCAAUGCCACCCACUGUCAGUACAACUUCCCGCAGGUGGGCCGCACGGCUCUGCGGGUACUGCAGCUGGUGGCUGGUUUCCUGCUGCCCUUGCUGGUCAUGGCCUACUGCUAUGCCCGCAUCCUGGCUGUGCUGCUGGUCUCCAGGGGCCAGCGGCGGCUGCGGGCCAUGCGGCUAGUCGUGGUGGUGGUGGUGGCCUUCGCCCUCUGCUGGACCCCCUACCACCUGGUGGUGCUGGUGGACACCCUCAUGGACUUGGAGGCCUUGUCCCGCAACUGUGGCCGAGAGAGCCGUGUGGACGUGGCCAAGUCGAUCACCUCAGGCCUGGGCUACAUGCACUGCUGCCUCAACCCACUGCUCUACGCCUUCGUGGGGGUCAAGUUCCGAGAGCGUAUGUGGGUGUUACUUAUGCGCCUGGGCUGCCCCGACCUGAGGGGGCAACAGCGGCAGCCAUCAUCUUUCCGCCGGGAGUCAUCCUGGUCUGAGACCACAGAGGCCUCCUACUCCGGCUUGUGAAGCUGGGGGGCGGGGGGGUUGGUUCUCCUUUCGCCACGCAGCCUGACUGCCCCCAUGUUCCACAGGCUCUUCCAGGCUCCUCCCUCCCUCUGCCCUUAGCCUCACUCCCCACACACACUCCCAGGAUUCCCUAGAGGCAACCCCCUGGCUCUGGGGGCUACGCCGCUGCUGCUCCUUAGCUGCCAAGCCCCAUUGCCACUUCAGAGGUGGCCACCGUGGGGCCCUUAUUGCCUUGGCUGCCAGGAGCCCCUCUGCCCUUCUUAUUCGGUAACUAAACCUUGUCCUUCCCCGUGUUUGGGGAGCAGGAAGCCAGCAGCAUAGUAGAAGCUGUCCCUAUAGGGCCUUGACCCAGGCCUCCAACUCAGCAGCGACCGUAGCUGUGGUCCCCAAGGCCUCCGUAUUUGAGCAUGUUUAUAUUUUUAUAUCUAAACUUUCUGCUUAAAA
This is a messenger RNA of Hyaena hyaena (striped hyena), 1704 nucleotides long. It is a transcript of the gene CXCR3, whose product is annotated as C-X-C motif chemokine receptor 3. The coding region runs from base 166 to 1260 and encodes 364 amino acids. The transcript is spliced from 2 exons. The record is from RefSeq and is a predicted model, not a curated record. NCBI's taxonomy places the organism in Eukaryota, Metazoa, Chordata, Mammalia, Carnivora, Hyaenidae. Gene Ontology annotation, biological process: G protein-coupled receptor signaling pathway; chemotaxis; regulation of leukocyte migration. Gene Ontology annotation, cellular component: membrane. Gene Ontology annotation, molecular function: C-X-C chemokine receptor activity.